This is a messenger RNA of Suillus plorans, 896 nucleotides long. RefSeq lists its product as uncharacterized. The coding region runs from base 409 to 861 and encodes 150 amino acids. The transcript has 2 exons. NCBI's taxonomy places the organism in Eukaryota, Fungi, Basidiomycota, Agaricomycetes, Boletales, Suillaceae. The record is from RefSeq and is a predicted model, not a curated record.
UUUGACUGGCUUGUAGACUACCUUGACUACAUCUAUUUUGACGAUGAAGCGGUAUAUGACAUUCUCUUACUGCUGAGUAGCAUGGGAAUGUGCUGCAGUCCCGCUAAACAACAUCUGUUCAUCGAGAGGCUAAUCGCCUACAUGGAUAGCAACAGUGCCCGAGAACAAAUUGCCUUGAUUGAUGUCAUUGAUGAUUCGACGCUACGGGACAUAGUUUUUACCAAGCUUUCCCCCGCUAUCCUGUCUGUGGUUUGUCCACACCCAGGUACAACACCCGCCAAUGUUCCUGACCGCCUUGUCGAUUAUCACCGCGACUUGUGAUAUGUCGAACUGGUCUGUGCCCUUGCGAGGAAUUCCAACUGGCACUCCCAUUUGUCUAGUGAUCGUCAUAUCGAUCGGUGCAUCAGUAUGAUUCCAAAGUACUGCAAUUCCGAAUCACCCACGCAGCAUGCCUUUUACAUAGCCGGUAUCUUCCUCCAAAUCACACCUAAUCAAACACCAGUCACAUCGCUCGAUUCUGUUACGGAGCAGCAAUGGUGGGACGUGAUGAGAAGCGCGUGGAACAAACCUCCCUAUGACAUUGACGAUGCACGCCAUUUCAAUCCCCUCCCUGUUCUUGUGGGUGGCACAAAAAAGUAUAUGCACAUUGCUUCGAAAUCUGAUCUCAAGUUGCUCAUCGGAAGUGUGGAUGAGUUUCUUGAAAGUCUGGAGCCGAAGAUGCAACUGCAGAAGAUGGGCCUGGCGUUGAGAUUGGAGGUGGGACCGGAGAUGGGAGGUUUAGAGCAGGGAGAGGGAAUCAUCAUUGCUGUGAAGGAGUUGAGGACUGUAGCCAGCAACAUGCUGGAGAGCUUUGGUCAAUAAGGAAGUCACGGGGCAGUGUGUGCACGGAAGUGGGA